AUAGUUUAUAUUGGUGGGAGAGAGAAAAGUAAACGCAAAAGUAUGACGUAGGUUAUUCAUUUGAUGGCCUGCUUAUUUUAUUAGUUCUAAAAAAAUAUUAGAAACACAAAAAUAAUAAUAAUAAAAAUACGUCAAGUGUUGUUGGCACUUUGAAGCCUAAUUUUAUUUAAAAAAAAUAUACACAGUUAAAUAUUUAAUGUUAAUAUUGAAGGAACUUGGAAGUGUUAUUAACCAACAAGAAAAAAUAAAAAAACAUUCUCUCUCAAAACAGAUAAAUUAUCAAGACCAUAAUUUAUUGGAUUGGCAGAUUAAUCAGUGUUUUCUUGGCAAAUGAAAAAAAAAAAAAAAAACAACAACUAAAUAUCAAAGAGUUAAAGAAUAAUAAUAGACAUCAAGAUGAGUGUUGAUGCAUAUGGACCAAGUAGUCAAACAUUGACAUUUUUAGACACUGAAGAAGCUGAUUUAAUUGGAGCUGAUACACAAGGAAGUGAAUUUGAUUUUACUGAUUUUACAUUACCAUCACCAAGUCAAACACAAGCAUCUCAACAUGAACCAGCACAAAGUCAACAAAGUCAAUCUGUUCAGAUAAAUGGUACAAAUGGAACAUCAUCAUCAUCAUCAGCAUUGGACUUGAAAAUAUCUGGUGCUGCACAAAAUCUUGCUGAAUUACAAUUUGAAGAAGAAGAAGAGGAAGCAUUUUAUAAUCGUGAUUUACCUGAGCAUGCAUGUAAAUAUUGUGGUAUACAUGAAGCAUCAUGUGUUGUUAUGUGUAACAUAUGCAGAAAAUGGUUUUGUAAUGGACGUGGUAAUACAUCAGGUUCACAUAUUAUAAAUCAUUUAGUACGAGCUAAACAUAAGGAAGUUACAUUACACAGAGAUGGACCACUUGGUGAAACAGUACUUGAAUGUUAUUCAUGUGCUGUUAGAAAUGUAUUUGUACUUGGUUUUAUACCAGCAAAAGCUGAUUCAGUUGUUGUAUUAUUAUGUCGUCAACCAUGUGCAGCACAAAGUUCCUUGAAAGAUAUGAAUUGGGAUCAAGAACAAUGGAAACCAUUAAUUGAAGAUCGUAGUUUUUUAGCUUGGCUUGUUAAAAUACCAUCUGAACAAGAACAAUUACGUGCACGUCAAAUAUCAGCACAACAAAUAAAUAAACUUGAAGAAUUAUGGCGUGAUAAUGUUGAUGCAACAUUUCAAGAUUUAGAAAAACCAGGUGUUGAUGAAGAACCACAACAAGUAUUAUUACGUUAUGAAGAUGGUUAUCAAUAUCAAAAUAUAUUUGGUCCAUUAGUUAAACUUGAGGCUGAUUAUGAUAAACGUUUAAAAGAAUCACAAACACAAGAAAAUAUUGAAGUACGUUGGGAUGUUGGUUUAAAUAAAAAAACAAUAGCAUAUUUUUUAUUAGCUAAAACAGAUGGUGAUAUGAAAUUAAUGCAUGGUGAUGAAUUAAGAUUACGUUAUCUUGGUGAGCUACAUAAACCAUGGAUUGGUCUUGGUCAUGUUAUUAAAAUACCAGAUAAUUAUGGUGAAGAAGUUGGUAUUGAAUUAAAAAAUAGUACUGGUGCACCAACUGAAUGUAUUAGUAAUUUUGUUGUUGAUUUUAUAUGGAAAAGUACAUCAUUUGAUCGUAUGCAAUUAGCAUUACGUAAAUUUGCUGUUGAUGAUUCAUCAGUAUCAGCAUAUAUAUAUCAUCGUUUACUUGGUCAUGAAGUUGAAGAAGUAUUAUUUCGUUGUCAUUUACCAAAACAUUUUAGUGCACCAAAUUUACCAGAUUUAAAUCGUUCACAAGUAUAUGCUGUUAAACAUGCAAUACAACGUCCAUUAUCAUUAAUACAAGGACCACCUGGUACUGGUAAAACAGUUACAAGUGCAACAAUUGUUUAUCAACUUGUUAAACAAAAUGGUGGUCCAGUAUUAGUAUGUGCACCAUCAAAUACAGCUGUUGAUCAAUUAACUGAAAAAAUACAUAAAUCAAAUUUAAAAGUUGUACGUUUAUGUGCUAAAUCACGUGAAGCUAUUGAUUCACCAGUUAGUUUUUUGGCAUUACAUAAUCAAAUUAAAAAUAUGGAAACAAAUAAUGAAUUACAAAAAUUACAACAAUUAAAAGAUGAAACUGGUGAGCUAUCAUCAGCUGAUGAAAAAAGAUAUAGAUUGUUAAAAAAAUCAGCUGAAAAAGAAUUACUUGAAGCUGCUGAUGUAAUAUGUUGUACAUGUGUUGGUGCUGGUGAUCCACGUCUUCAUCGUAUUAAAUUUCAUUCAAUAUUAAUUGAUGAAAGUAUGCAAGCAACUGAACCAGAAUGUAUGGUACCAGUUGUACUUGGUGCUAAACAGUUAAUUUUAGUUGGUGAUCAUUGUCAAUUAGGACCAGUUGUUAUGUGUAAAAAAGCAGCACGUGCUGGUUUAUCACAAUCAUUAUUUGAACGUUUAGUUGUACUUGGUAUACGUCCAUUUCGUCUUGAGGUACAAUAUCGUAUGCAUCCAGAUUUAUCACGUUUUCCAUCAAAUUUUUUUUAUGAAGGUUCAUUACAAAAUGGUGUAUGUGCUGAUGAAAGAAAAUUAAUUAAAAUUGAUUUUCCAUGGCCAGUACAAGAUAAACCAAUGUUUUUUUAUGUUACACAAGGACAAGAAGAAAUUGCUGGUAGUGGUACAUCAUAUUUAAAUCGUACUGAAGCAUCAAAUGUUGAAAAAAUAACAACAAGAUUUUUACGUUGUGGUGUUAAACCAGAACAAAUUGGUGUUAUAACACCAUAUGAAGGACAACGUGCAUAUCUUGUACAAUAUAUGCAAUAUCAAGGUUCAUUACAUUCAAAGCUAUAUCAAGAAAUUGAAGUUGCUAGUGUUGAUGCAUUUCAAGGACGUGAAAAAGAUAUUAUUAUUAUGUCAUGUGUUAGAUCAAAUGAACAUCAAGGUAUUGGAUUUUUAAAUGAUCCAAGAAGAUUAAAUGUUGCAUUAACAAGAUCAAAAUAUGGUCUUAUUAUUGUUGGUAAUCCAAAAGUAUUAUCAAAACAACCAUUAUGGAAUCAUUUAUUAAGUUAUUAUAAAGAACAAAAAGUACUUGUUGAAGGACCAUUAAAUAAUUUAAAAGAAUCAAUGAUACAAUUUGCUAAACCUAAAAAAUUAAUUAAUUCAGCAAAUCCAGGUUCACAUUUUAUGUCAACAUCAAUGUAUGAUGCACGUGAAGCAAUGAUACCUGGUUCAAUAUAUGAUAGAUCUGGUGGUGUUGGUGGUGGUGGUCAAUUAAAUGGUAUUGGUGGUAAUGCUGCUACUGUUGCUGCUGUUAAUGCAGCAGCUAUGAAUAAUCAUAAUCAAUUACAUCAAAAUCAAAAUAAUAAUAAUCCAUAUUAUCAAAGACAUGUACAACUUGAUAUGUUUAGUCGUACACAUGAUACUAUCAGUUAUAUUAGUCCAGAACGUGCACAAGCUGCUAUUAAUAAUGUACCAGUACCAGUUGGUAUGUUUAUGAAUAUGGCACAUGUACCACCACGUUUUUAUAAUCAACAUCAACAAGCUGUACAAUCACGUCAAACAAAUCCCCGAAUUAACAAUAAUAAUAAUCACAAUAAUUAUAAUACAAAUAAUAAUAAUCGUCGUGGUGGUAUUAUUAAUUCAAUGAAAACAAAUAAAAAUAAAUUUGGUAAAUUAAAUCAACAUCAACAACAUCAACAGCAACAGCAACAACAACAACAAAAUGAUCAUAUAAAUACACAACCAUUUUCACAACCAGGAUUACCAUUAACACAAGGCACAACACAAGGUAUGUCACAACCUGGUGGUUUUAGUUUAUCACAACCAGGUUUAAGUCAAGCUGAAUUAUCACAAGAUUCAUUUGUCGUUGGUGAUUUUCAAUCACAAAUGGAUGGUUUAUUAUCACAAGAUUCAACUUAUCAAGGUGAUAGAAGUGGAUUCUAUCAAGGUGGACAAUCACAACAAGGUGGACAAUUUUCUCAACCAUACUGAGAUUUUAUUUAAUACAAUGCUUAUUAAGGCAUAUGCCAUAAGAUUGCGGGAGCAAUCGUAAAGGGCUUUUGACACAAUCUAUUUAAAAAAAAAAAGAAAAAAAAACAUACAAAAAUUUAAAAAAAAGAAAAAAAAAUAUAUUUAAAAAAAAAAAAACAACACAAAUACAAAUACAAAUCAAUCAAUGAAUCAAUCAAAAAAAGAAAAAUUUUACCAUCAAGUAAAUUAUAUCAACCACAAAAUAAUGAUGAUAUAAUAGUAAUAUAAAUAAUAAUUCCAGUUAAAACUGUUAUUUUGCUGGUGCAAUGCAUUGACUCGAUUGAAUUGUUGAUGAUUCAAUGCAACUGGUGAUUUAUAAAUUAACAUCAUGAGAUGUUAUCAGAAUAUACUGGGAGAUAAUUAUAAAUGAGCAUUGAUUGUGUUUUAUUCGUAACAAGAUCUAUAUAAAUAAUAAAAACAAGCAGAAGAAGAAGAAGAUGAAGAUAAAGAAGAAAUAAUUAUUCAAAAGAUGAA
Molecule: messenger RNA, 4467 nt
Organism: Aphidius gifuensis
Lineage: Eukaryota; Metazoa; Arthropoda; Insecta; Hymenoptera; Braconidae
Gene: Upf1
Product: regulator of nonsense transcripts 1
Exons: 2
Coding region: 397-3954 (1185 amino acids)
Biological process (GO): nuclear-transcribed mRNA catabolic process, nonsense-mediated decay
Cellular component (GO): cytoplasm
Molecular function (GO): RNA helicase activity; zinc ion binding; ATP binding
Source: RefSeq, a predicted model, not a curated record